CAGUGGACCUGAUUAGCUACAUGACAAAGUUUCAGUGGGACAAAGCCAAGUACCCCACAGCUCUGCCUCUCUCCAGCCUUGCAGACAUCAUCACCAUGGAAGUUUCCCAGAUGGAGACGGAAUUAAAAUCCCGAGCUGCAGCGUACAGCAGCGUGAAAACGAGCCUUCAAAGCAUGGGGUACAAACUACAUUUGCAAACUUGCAGUCUGAAUGACAUAGUGACGAAGGAAGACCUUGUGACCUCGGAGCACCUCACUACUCUUCUGGUAGUGGUGACCAGAGGGAGCUACUUGCAGUGGGAGAGGACAUAUGAAUCUUUUUCACAAUUCGUGGUUCCAAGGUCUAGCAGGAAGCUGCACGAGGAUGAAGAGGGAGGCGUUUUCUCCGUUACACUCUUCAAAAGAGCUGUGUGUGAAUUCAAAGCCAAAGCCCAGGAGAGCAAGUUCACCGUCCGCGAGUACAGCUUUGAUCUGGAGGCGAAGCAGCAGCAGGAGGGGCAGCAGCGUAGUGUUCACAAAAAGGAACAAUACCAAAAGCGCCCACUUUGGCUCAAGAGGUAA
Molecule: messenger RNA, 560 nt
Organism: Notothenia coriiceps (black rockcod)
Lineage: Eukaryota; Metazoa; Chordata; Actinopteri; Perciformes; Nototheniidae
Product: V-type proton ATPase subunit C 2-like
Exons: 7
Coding region: 21-560 (179 amino acids)
Biological process (GO): proton transmembrane transport
Cellular component (GO): vacuolar proton-transporting V-type ATPase, V1 domain; lysosomal membrane
Molecular function (GO): proton-transporting ATPase activity, rotational mechanism
Source: RefSeq, a predicted model, not a curated record